Molecule: messenger RNA, 1269 nt
Organism: Baudoinia panamericana UAMH 10762
Lineage: Eukaryota; Fungi; Ascomycota; Dothideomycetes; Mycosphaerellales; Teratosphaeriaceae
Exons: 2
Coding region: 1-1269 (422 amino acids)
Biological process (GO): phosphatidylinositol dephosphorylation
Molecular function (GO): phosphatidylinositol-4,5-bisphosphate 5-phosphatase activity
Source: RefSeq, a predicted model, not a curated record
AUGGCGCAUCUCAAUGCUUAUGUAGUUACUUUCAACUGCGCUCGGCAAGCUAUCGAUGUACCAUAUUUCGCCGCCAGCCUCUUCAAAGAUAUCACAACCGAGCUUCCCCCCGACCUGAUAGUACUCUGCUUACAGGAAGUUGCGCCCAUUAGCUAUAGCUUCCUGGGCGGCUCAUUACUCGUUCCAUAUCUAGCACGUUUCGCUGUGGCGGUGAAAGAUGCCACAGCUCAUAAGUAUGGCGCGGACAGUGAGUAUGUGGAAGUUGCAGCACGAAACCUGGGGAUGACCGCGAUCAUGGUGUUUGCCCGCCGGCAAACCAAAGAGCGAAUCCACUGGACGCAGUAUGCUGGCACAGGCGUCGGUCUGUGGCGUAUGGGCAACAAGGGCGCUGUAGGGGCGCGUUUUGCUCUACGUAGCGCAGACGGUGGCGAAGAUUGCCUUCUCACCGUGAUAGCUGCGCAUCUUGCACCAAUGGAGGAGCGAUGGCGGAGAAGAAAUGAAGAUUGGCGGUCCAUCUGCGAAAGUCUUGUCUUUGAAGACCCUCUGCAUUCGCCGGUGCGUUCGUCGAAAUCGGACGACGACGCUCAGCCACUUCUGUCCGACGUCGACGACCCCAUCGGCCAGAAGAAAGACGGCGAUGCCGGUACUCUGUUCCGGCCAGAUACUCACGUGUUUUUUGCUGGGGACCUCAACUAUCGUACUGCUGACACGUCCCCGCCUACCUCCACUCAAUCUACACCAUGGCCGAAGCCUGUUGAAGAUACAGAGGAUGAGCAUCACUACUCGCAUCUUCUGCAGCAUGACCAACUUGGCCGUGAGCGCAAGGCGGGCCGCACCUUGCACAACCUCACAGAAGCAGCACCUAUCAAGUUUCCACCAACAUACAAAUAUAGCAAUGCGGCGCAACGAAAAGAAUGGCACUGGGCGCAGCACCGCAUGCCAUCGUGGUGUGAUCGCAUUCUCGUUCUGGAGGCUCUGCCACCGGACGUGCACUCUUAUGUUGCUCUCCCUGUGCAGCCAACAAGCGAUCAUAGACCUGUAGCAUUAUAUUGCACCAUCCCAGAUGAACAGGUUGACAGCAGGGUCGAGCCGCCGUUCAGCAUUCGACAAGACUGGAGAGAUCGCCGAGCAACUGCCAGGCGCCUGGAGAUAAUUGUAGGCUUGGGCGCAUACCUUACCAUGACCUGGGAGGGCCGUACGCUACUUGCAGGUACUAUUGCCGGCAUAGUCGGAGGCUGGCUUGUACUACGUGCCCUGCUAGGAACGUGA